This is a messenger RNA of Moneuplotes crassus, 413 nucleotides long. NCBI's taxonomy places the organism in Eukaryota, Ciliophora, Spirotrichea, Euplotida, Euplotidae. The record is from the annotation of a GenBank genome assembly.
UAUGGAAACAGAGAGGGCUGCAACAAUCAAAGACCUCGAAAAUAUGACUGAUGAUGAAAAAGAAAUUUGGAAGCAAAAUCUUCUUAAGGAAAUUCAACAGACAAAGAAAAGAUCUGAGAAAAUUCUCAAUGACAGAAAAGAAUUUCAAGAAGGAAUUAAUGCAACUUUGAGUCGAUGCAAAGAUGUCUCUGAUCAAUAUGAUAAUUUUCAAAUUAAGUACCACGAAAUACUAGACUCUUUCAAGGAGAAACUAAUCAUUCAACUACAAAAGCAGAGCUGUAUGGCCAGCCAGAGCUCUUGAGGGCUUGAAAAGAUUGAAGAAGAGACUGAGGCUAAUACAGAGGAUAUAGAAUCAGAGGUAGAUCGAGAAAUGUUCACUGUACGGUCUGAUGAAAUCUAAAUUUCUCCUUUAG